AUGAAUUUAACAAAAAUAUUUUUGCGAUUUUAUCCACCAGGUAAAUAUAUAAAACUAAAACCAUUUAAAACUUAUUUUAAAAACAAAAUUUACCAAGGAAUUGCCUUAAAUUAUCAAACAAAUGAAGGAGAAGAAUAUUUACAACAUAUAGACUUAUUGGAUUUGAAUAUAAAUUCCAAACCAGCUGAUGUGGCACGUAGCAUUUUAUCUGGAGACCAUAAUAAAAAUCAACAACUACAACAACAACAACUAACAGAAAUAUGUGAGGAGUUAACUAAACGGAAUAUAUUACAAGCAAACUCAACUUUAUCAUCAUCAAACACGACAUCUGACAUCCCAGUCGAAGCAUCAGUAGUAACAAGAAAAAACAACAUUACUGAUAAUAAUAAAAAUGGGUAUAAUGACAAUGACAAUGUCAAUAACAUCUUAAGAAAAGCAAUUGCUAAGCUGCAACGUAAACUGCAGGAACCAACAAAAAAGAAAUUCUAUCUGCACACGCGCCUAGAGACACACAUCCUGCCACUUACUAAUGUAGCCUUCGAUAGAAGUGGUGAACAUUGUCUGACCGGAAGCUAUGACAGAACGUGUCGCAUCAUCAACACGCACAAUGGCACCGAAGAACAUGUGCUUGGGGAGCAUGAUAAUGUUGUGUUCGCAGUUACUUACAAUUUUCCUAAAUGUGAUCGCGUAGCUACUGGUUCCUUUGAUACAACCGUUAAAAUCUGGUGUGCUUCAUCGGGUCUAUGUCGCAGUACCCUAAUUGGACAUACAGCUGAAGUAGUCUCGGUACAAUUUCAGCCUAUAAAUGGCGAAACUGUUUGUACCUCAUCUAUGGAUGGUACAGCUCGAAUUUUUCACAUAGAAUCAGCACAAGAAUUACAAAUAUUAAGGCAUCAUGGUGCUGAAGUUAUUAAUAGUCAAUUCAGCAGAGAUGGUAAUCUACUGUUAAUGGGAUCAUUUGAUCGAACAGCUUCCAUAUGGGAUAUAAGAUCGAAAAGUUUAGUGGCUCAACUACGAGGUCAUACGGCAGAACUUAGUUCUUGUUUGUGGAAUUUUUCUUGCGACUUAAUUGCUACUGGUUCUUUGGACAGUACAGCUUGUGUUUGGGACUUGAGGAAGCCAACAGAAUCUUUAUUUGCUAUUAAAGACCAUACAGACGAAGUAUUGGAUGUAACAUUUGAUAGUACGGGCCGUCGUUUGGCUACCGCCAGCAAUGAUUGCACGGCACGUGUUUGGAGUUUAAAAGGUGAUUUGGAAUUGUUAUCGGUUAUGAUGGGUCAUACAGAGGAGGUGUCAAAGGUGUGUUUUAGUCCUCCUGGUGGUCUAUUGCUAACCGCAUCAGCCGAUCAUACUGCACGCUUAUGGCUAACUGACUCUGGUUUAUGUUCACAAGUCUUAGCCGGUCAUGAGAGUGAUGUAUUCUCUUGUGCCUUUAGUUAUGCCGGAGAUGUGGUAUUAACCGCUUCCAAAGAUAAUACAUGUCGUUUAUGGAGAUGAUAUGAUUGGUAUACAGUAGACAUGUUUAAUGAGUAAAUGAUGAAAUGUAGAUGUUGAUGUUGAUUAGUGUGAAAUGAGUAAAAUAAUUCUUACCUUUUUCUAAACGUUUGCUGUUGUUAUUAUCUACAGGAAUUUAAAAAGAGUGGUUUUCAACAUUUACUACAAACUCGAGCAUAUAUUUUUUUUUAUAAUCGGUUUUUUACUUCUCCUUUUUUUAUAAUUUACAAAUAGGUUUCUUUUGUUUUGUUUUUUUUUUUUUUCUUUAGCUUAGGUUUUGGAAAAAAAGUGUAAAAUUAUUUUUCACCUUCAAUUAAGUUGUUCUCUUACUAUUUUGUAGGAAUAUAAGUUGUGGUUUUAAUAAGGCUUACAAUUAAUAGAAAUUAAUUAAUCUUUUGAGAAAAACAGGAAAAAUUGAACCAUUAUUAAUAAAAAAACAAAGUUAACAGACAUUUAAAA
Molecule: messenger RNA, 1953 nt
Organism: Lucilia sericata (common green bottle fly)
Lineage: Eukaryota; Metazoa; Arthropoda; Insecta; Diptera; Calliphoridae
Product: dynein assembly factor with WDR repeat domains 1
Exons: 5
Coding region: 1-1497 (498 amino acids)
Molecular function (GO): protein binding
Source: RefSeq, a predicted model, not a curated record